Molecule: messenger RNA, 2176 nt
Organism: Bemisia tabaci
Lineage: Eukaryota; Metazoa; Arthropoda; Insecta; Hemiptera; Aleyrodidae
Biological process (GO): GPI anchor biosynthetic process; protein localization to plasma membrane
Cellular component (GO): endoplasmic reticulum; membrane
Molecular function (GO): glucosaminyl-phosphatidylinositol O-acyltransferase activity
Source: RefSeq, a predicted model, not a curated record
AAAACAAGAUUUCGAGAUCAAUGAGAUGAUAUUUAAUUAUCAAAAGGUUAUAUCUAUUGAAUUUCGAUUGAAAAUUGAAGAAAUUUCGUACAUUUAUGUUUCUAUGCUUAGUAAAUAUUAUUUUUGCAAGAGUUAUUAGCUGAAGAAUUGAUACAAGAUCUGCGAAUAUUGACUUUGAGGAUAGAGGUAACACUGUAACACGAAAACAAUAAUUUUUGAGGUUAGGUUCGUCUUAUCGUGCAGAAACAUCCAGAUUCGCUCUUAUCAAUCCGGAUUUCUCCUUUACUCGUCUCCAUUUCCAUAAUCACGCAUUAAUAAACCGGUUUCAAAGCAUGAUGUCGCACCUACAUAUCCGUUUGGCUUUUGAAUUCGCUGUUCUUUUUCAGAUCGUUUCGAUCUGCUUAAGUUUGAAUUGCGUUUGAAGUGUUUAUCAUCUUCUGGAGGAAGCAAGUCUCUUCUCUUAUCAUUGUAACUGUAAUACUGUUCGUGAAAUCUGCCUUUAUUCUAUCCUGUGCCCACCACUGAAUUUCCUGCCGUGAAUUUCAAGCACUUUCCUCACCAUGAACCAGGAUGUGAACGUGAUGGCUGCAGAAAUCAUCGAGCGCAAAGUAGAAAAAGAGUUCUCCACUAUCUCGGAGACUUUUUACAUGCUGACGAUGCCUUGUUUCAUUCUCCUUUUUCUGGAGAUGCUGAUAAAUGUCUUGAUGCUUCACAACAACCUAGAUAGUCUCAAGACAACUUUAAGAUUUCCAUUGGAGUUUGUCUUGGAACAUGGUAUUCUAAUCCUGCCCGUUCUCUUAGCCUCAACUGUCUACUCUAAUUCUGUCGUAUCAAUUUUUACAACUGUUGUUUUACUUUGUUUCACAUUCCUCCUAUGGAAUGUCUUAGAUAAUAAGAAUAAGGCAUCUAUAAAUGAUUUGAUUAUUCUUCCUGUUGCCAACCAGCAAGUAUACAUUACCUACUUCAGGAGUAUUGUCCUAAUUUUUAGUGGUAUGGUAAUUUUAGCAGUUGAUUUUAACUUUUUCCCUCACAGAUUCACUAAAACAGAGACAGUUGGGUACAGUGUCAUGGAUGCUGGUGUAGGGCUUUUCAUUGUUUCAAAUGCUAUCGUGUCUAGGUUCCCAAAUCAUGAAGAAAAUAUAGUUAAAGUGGCGAAAAACAUCUUCCCUCUUUUAAUCUUGGGCAUUGGUCGGUAUGUUUCUGUGAUAAUAUGUGACUACCAUGUAAAUGUCAAAGAAUACGGAACUCAUUGGAACUUUUUUAUAACUUUGGCUGUAGUCAAGUUAGCAUCAUUUAUAAUUUUUAAGUUGAGUAAUUUUAAAGUGCUCAAUGUAUUUUUUAUAAGCUCUUCUCUACUUUUAAUUCACCAGUAUCUUCUUAAUUAUGGUGUAAGAGACUGGGUAUUCAGUGAAAUAGAACGAGAGGACUUCAUUGUCGCCAACCGAGAAGGCAUUGUGUCUGCCUUGGGGUAUGAAAUACUUUACCUCUUCGGAAUUUUGCUGAAACAAUAUUUUCCGCUGAAAGACCAAGCUUAUUCAAUUAUUGACAUGCUGUCAACUCUAUUCCCUAUGUCCAUUGUCUUCAUGAUGCUGCACCUGUAUUUUGACGGCGUGGACCCAAUUUCCAGACGAGUCAUUAAUGCGAGCUAUAUCUUUUGGAUUCUAAUUCUAGCCUCUGCAAUGUUGCUCAUCUGUCUAGUGAUUGAAAUUUUCAAUAAGAUUAUUUUUAACAAAGAGCUGAAGGAAAAAUUCCGUAUUUCUCUCUUGCUGGAAGCAGUCAAUCACAACUCCUUAUUUUAUUUCCUAAUCUGUAACUUAUUCACUGGUUUUAUAAACAUGUCCAUGGAUACAUCUAAAAUUAAUGCUCUCAAUAGUUUUGUAAUUGUUUUCAGCUAUGUUUGCUUUGUCAAUCUAAUUAUUUGCAUUUUGUUUGUGAACAAUAUCAAAUUAAGAUUGUGAACAAAUUGAAUAUUCUGAAGUGUCAUUGAUCUUAGCCAGGUUUACUUUCGAUUCCUGUAAAUAAUGUAAAUAACUUUGUUAAUUGAUUUAAGUAAGAUUAUUUAUUGACAAAAUCUUUGUUUGUUACUCAGUGUUUUUUCUUUUUUUGAAAAGUAUAAUUUUUUAUAAAUGGAACCGAUUAUUUUUGAAGAAAAAAAACUCAUAUUUUCUGAAAGCAA